Molecule: messenger RNA, 1493 nt
Organism: Copidosoma floridanum
Lineage: Eukaryota; Metazoa; Arthropoda; Insecta; Hymenoptera; Encyrtidae
Product: Ornithine aminotransferase precursor
Cellular component (GO): cytoplasm
Molecular function (GO): identical protein binding; L-ornithine transaminase activity; pyridoxal phosphate binding
Source: RefSeq, a predicted model, not a curated record
GGAACUCGAUAGACAUGGUUUCAUGGAUGACGCGAACGGCGAGGAUGGCCCGUCUGCACCAGGAGAGCCUAAUGGUACGUUUGGGGCAGCACCGUAGCGUGAGCUCGCGGGAGGUGUUCGAGCGCGAGAGCAAGUACGGGGCCCACAAUUACCACCCGCUCGAUGUGGCGCUCACCCGGGCCUCGGGCGUCUUCAUGUGGGACUGCGAGAACAAGCGCUACUAUGACUUUUUGAGCGCGUACUCGGCCGUCAACCAGGGCCACUGUCACCCCCGCAUCGUCAACGCCCUGCGCGAACAAGCCGGCAAACUCGGCCUCACCUCGCGCGCCUUCUACUCGGACGUGCUCGGCGAGUUCGAGGAGUUUAUUACGCGGCUCUUCAAGUACGACAAGUGGUUACCGAUGAACACGGGGGUGGAGGGCGGGGACACGGCGUGCAAGUUGGCUCGCAGGUGGGGCUACGACGUGAAGGGCAUACCGCGCUACAAGGCCAAGAUCGUCUUCGCCGAGGGUAACUUUUGGGGCCGCUCGCUCGCCGCUAUCUCCACCUCCACAGACCCCUCGAGCUACGCCGGCUUCGGCCCGUACAUGCCCGGCUUCAAGACCGUACCGUACAAUGACGUUGAGGCGCUAGAGCGCGAGCUGUCCGAUCCCGAGGUCUGCGCGUUCAUGGUCGAGCCCAUACAGGGCGAGGCCGGAGUCGUCGUUCCCUCGGAGGGCUACCUCAGGUCGGUCCGGGACAUCUGCUCGCGCAACCGCGUCCUCUGGAUCGCCGACGAGGUGCAGACGGGACUUGGUCGUACUGGCCGCAGACUCGCCGUCGACCAUGAGCAAGUUAGACCGGACAUACUGAUCCUGGGCAAGGCGCUGAGCGGUGGCAUGUAUCCCGUGUCGGGUGUCCUCGCCGACGACGAAGUCAUGCUGACCAUCCGACCCGGUGAGCACGGCUCGACGUACGGAGGCAAUCCGCUUGGCUCCCGCGUCGCUCUGGAAGCUCUCAGGGUCCUCGAGGAGGAGCGUCUGGCAGAGAACGCCGAGCGUCUGGGGCGUAUCCUGCGCCAGGGCCUCGAGAAGACGUUGUCCCGUGACGUGGUGCAACUGGUGCGCGGCAAGGGUCUGUUGAACGCCGUUGUUGUUAACAAAGCCCUCGAUGCCAUGGAGAUCUGCCGGGAGUUGAAGGCGGAGGGUUUGCUGGCCAAACCCACCCACGGCCACAUCAUCCGUCUGGCCCCGCCGCUCGUCAUCACCGAGCCUCAGAUACAGGAGUGCAUCGACAUCAUCGCCAGGGUCGUCAAUCGCCAGAAAGUGCCCGCAGCCACCUGCUCCGCCGCUUCCUCGUGAGCAUUAAUUGCUUCAUUCGAAUCGCGGAGAACCCACAUCUCCGACCGUACUGUACAUAUAAACUUGGCGCAGUUAUAAAACGAAAGAUAAACAAAAUAUACAUCUAUACGUAUACAUACAUUGUAUGAAUAAAUUAAUGAUUUUACCCUCAGA